Messenger RNA from Penicillium mononematosum, 1155 nucleotides. RefSeq lists its product as uncharacterized. The coding region runs from base 1 to 1155 and encodes 384 amino acids. The transcript is spliced from 5 exons. The record is from RefSeq and is a predicted model, not a curated record. NCBI's taxonomy places the organism in Eukaryota, Fungi, Ascomycota, Eurotiomycetes, Eurotiales, Aspergillaceae.
AUGAAUUUGGUGUACAUUCGAGAUGCGAUCUUCAGGCGAGAUAAUGACGGCAUAUUGUUGUCCUCCCGAGGGCGGGAGGGCUUGGUUAUAAGCGUUGUGUUCACGGCCUUGGCAACCUGCUUCGUGGGGAUGAGGAUGUAUACUCGUAUGAAACUUAUGAAUCGGGUGGAAGCAAAUGACUGGAUGGUCAUUAUUGCACUGGUCAAUUCAUAUGUCUUCAUGGGCCUCGACAUUAUCGAAGCCGUCAGUGGCAUGGGAGUGCAUUUGAAAGAUAUCCCACCAAACAUUCUCGAGAGACAGAUGAAGGCCUUCUGGCUCACCAUUCCUUUCUACAAUGCCGCCGUCCUCUGCGCCAAAGCCUCAAUUCUGAUGCAGUACUUCCGAGUCUUCCCAACGCACCGCAUGCGAGUCGUCUGCUGGGUCAUGAUCACCAUCCUCGCCAUCUAUGGCACCUGGGCAGUCAUCAGUGCAUUCCUCAACUGCAUUCCCGUCGCCAAAUUCUGGGACGAUUCAAUUCGGGGUUACUGUUUGAACAAAACCAAGCUGUGGUUCUCCAAUGCUAGCAUGCACAUCGCGACCGAUAUUGCCAUCCUCGUCAUUCCCAUCCCGGCUUUAAUGGCAGUCGACUUGCCCCGAAAACAGAAGAUCGCUUUAAUGAUCAUGUUCGCUAUGGGUGGCUUUGUCUGCAUCACCAGUGUCGUCCGUCUAGUCAGUCUGAAAAAGAUCGCCGAAUCGACCGAUCCCACCUACGACAAUGUCGGCGCUGCCUCCUGGUCCGCCAUCGAAUGCAACACAGGCAUAAUCUGCGCCUGUCUACCAACACUUAAACCCCUCGUUGCCCGCAUCUUCCCAGGAAUGGUAUCGACCUUCAACGCCAGUCGUCCCACGCGCGGCGACACAACCCAGCGCAACUCCGACUGGAACGGCGAUGCAUCAACUCUCGCUGCUCACGGCGAAGAACACGAGUAUGGCGCCGGUGACCCCGAGCGGGUUCUCGCUCUUGUUCCUGGUACUGGCUUCAGGUCUAGUAUUAAGCGCUGGACGAGAGAGGAAGAGAAGAAAUUAGCUCGGAUUGCGUUUGUUCCUGAGCCUCGCGAUCGGCCUAAUCUGACGUAUCCUCGUCCUUUACCUGCGGGUUCAGCGGUGCCGUUUUGA